AUGGCCCCGACGAAAAAAUCAAAAGGCGGCGGCGAUGGGGGUAAAACGCGCUCCUCACUCUCAGAAAAGGGAAUGAAGAGAGUAAAGGGCGAGAACUUUUACAGAGACGCCAAAAAGGCGGCAAAAGUCAAGAUGCUCACCGGUGGCAAGCCCGUCUACGACCGCAACGGCAAGAUGAUCCAAGCUGCAGCAUUUCAGAAGGGAGAAGCAGACGCAAAACCUGGCCGUGUUCAACCUGACAGGCGAUGGUUUGGUAAUACACGUGUAAUCUCUCAAACAGCCUUGGAGCACUUUAGAGAAAGCCUGGGAUCGAAAGUGCACGAUUCGUAUUCGGUUCUGCUACGAAGAAACAAACUCCCGAUGAGUUUGAUUGAUGCCGCUGCAAAUCCUCAUAUACAAAAGCGCUCACACAUUGUCGAAACUGAGCCUUUUGCGGAUACAUUUGGGCCCAAGGCUCAACGAAAACGACCCCGACUGGAUGUAGCAUCUUUUGAGGAGCUUGCAAAAGCAGAUGCCGAGAUGGAGGACGCUGCAGAUCUGCCGGCCGGUGCUGCAGAAGAGCUCUUCGAGGAAGUUCAAUUCGGAACUUAUAACGAACCCAUCUAUCAAAAAGGAACAUCGCGGCGGAUAUAUGGCGAGCUCUACAAAGUCAUCGACUCCUCUGAUGUUGUCUUGCAUAUCCUCGACGCACGAGACCCUAUCGGGACCAUGUGCACCUCUGUUCUAGAAUACAUCAAAAGGGAAAAGGCGCAUAAGCAGAUUGUUCUUGUCAUCAACAAGUGUGAUCUCGUGCCCAGCUGGGUUACGGCUCGGUAUAUACAACAUCUUUCCAAACUUUAUCCCACUAUUGCCUUUCACGCUUCGCCGAAUCAUUCCUUCGGAAAAGGUACCCUCAUUCAACUCCUUCGCCAAUUCUCCCAACUUCAUGCCGAUAAGAAGCAAAUCUCCGUGGGCCUAAUUGGCUAUCCUAAUGUGGGCAAAAGUAGCGUCAUCAACACGCUCAAGGCCAGUAAAGUCUGCAAGGUCGCGCCUGUGCCAGUCCCAACCUCGGCAAACGACUCUAAUACUGCCACCGUUCUGAAGGGUGUCGUCCGCGUCGAGGCCCUCCCUCAGCCAUCCGACCAUAUCCCUGCACUUCUCGAGCGAGUAAAGCCAGUCUACAUUUCCCGGACUUAUGGGAUACCAUUACCAGCAUCAAAAGACGGUAGUCCUUCCAUAUGGAAGGCAGACGAACUAUUGGAGAAACUCGCGAGGAUGAAAGGUCGGCUACUCAAGGGCGGCGAGCCUGACCUCGACGGAGUAGCCAAGAUGGUCCUGAAUGAUUGGGUUCGAGGCCGACUACCAUUCUUCGUGGCCCCCCCGGAACGUACAGACGGCCCACCAGCUGAGGCUGAGGAGCCCAAGCCUGAGGGCGUCAAGGAGCUCAAACCGGUUCCACAAAAGCUUAGCGGGAUCAUUCAAAAGAACAAGUUUGAGAGCGAGGAUAUCAAGGACUUGAAGGAGGAAAUCGAGGCUCUCGAAAGUGAGGGUAGUCAAGUUGACUCCGAACAAGAUGAAGAGGAUGAGGACGUGGAAGAGAUGCAGGAGGAGCGAGAACUUGAUUGGGAAGACGUAUUCGGUGCCGUGACAGGAGCCAAGGUUGUCCCGACAACUUCAAAGCCCCCUAUCGUUGAAGAGGGCCUCUCAGAUGAAGAGAUAAAUCCACGAAAGAAGCAAAAGAAGGAGCCGCGAAUGACAACCAACAAGAAAAAGGCCGAGAAUUUCUUCACAACGGCGAACGUCAAGAAUCGCAACCGGAAUCGCGUCCUACCAAAGCCAGGUCGUCCAGGGAGAGGUACCACUCAUUCAAAACGAAAAUGA
Serendipita indica DSM 11827 is the source of this 1860-nucleotide messenger RNA. The record is from the annotation of a GenBank genome assembly. Lineage: Eukaryota; Fungi; Basidiomycota; Agaricomycetes; Sebacinales; Serendipitaceae.